Messenger RNA from Dichomitus squalens LYAD-421 SS1, 4261 nucleotides. RefSeq lists its product as uncharacterized. The transcript is spliced from 8 exons. The record is from RefSeq and is a predicted model, not a curated record. Gene Ontology annotation, molecular function: protein binding. The coding region runs from base 167 to 4051 and encodes 1294 amino acids. Lineage: Eukaryota; Fungi; Basidiomycota; Agaricomycetes; Polyporales; Polyporaceae.
UCUCACCGUCUCCCUCGCUAGCUUAUUAUACCACUCCCAGCUAGUUCCCCAGUUCCUACCCUCAUUUUGAUCCUAUUGUUUCUCUCUGUUGCGCUACUGUACCUUGCAUAAGCACCAACUCGAACCUCAGGCGAAGACGGCCGUGCAGUCUCAGUGCACUGCAAAAAUGCCGGAAUACGUCUAUGCCCUCCAUGAUUUUGCACCUGAAAACCCAGACGAAGUUCCGUUCAAGGUCGGAGAUAGGAUAGAGGUUAUUGAGAAGGAUGACAUGUACGGAGAUGGUUGGUGGCAGGGCCGGAAUCCCGCCGGACAGUCCGGUCUAUUUCCGCAAAGUUAUACCUCCUCCACACCGCCAGCAUCCUCGACGGUAGCCUUCCCGGAUGCAAGUCAUGCCGAAUCAUCGUCUCCAACCGACGGCACCACAUCGAACACUGUUCUGCAAACCCUGCCCGAGGAGACAGAAUCCACGACCAAUGGCGCCCGACGCAGUCCCACUGAGAGUGACCGGGAGCGGAGGCCCAGGUCCGGCGACGUCAUGAUGCGCGAGACCCUGACAGACGUCCAGCAGGCGAUUGAGCAGCUUGGGCGCAGCGACCGCGACGGAGCGCGGUCUUUCAGCUACGCGAGCUCCCACGGGGACUAUAGCGAGCGCUCUGAGACCGAGACCGAGGACGACCGCGACACCGACGCAGAGCACGACGACGUGGGCUGGCACAAGGACGCACGGGCGAAGCUCGCGAAACGGGCGCAGCGGGAGAACGAGGAGCGGCAGGCUCGCGAGGCAGCAGAGGAGGCUGCGCGCGCGAUGAUACCCCCGAUCGACGUGGAGGUGAGCGACGAGAGCGAGGGCGAGGAGGAUGAAGAUUCGCCUGCGAGCCCUCACAGACACCGGCACUACCCACGGAUCGCGGAGGAGGACGAGGACGCGGAUGGAGAAGAGAGCCCGGUGAAGCUCGAGCCUUCGACGCCGGGACCGGCGGCAGCGCAGCAUUCUAAUGAGAGCAUCGUGCCCUCGGAGAGAUAUCUUGUCACCGACGAAAGCGAUCUGCGGACUGCUACUGCAAUGACCUUCCCCCCGACUCCUUUACCAGGUAGCGCCCUAGACUCGCUUGCGGCACACGGCAGUUCUCAUAAUAUCGCUGAGCCUACGCCAACUGAGACCACGAAGGACCUACAUGCCGAUGAACCUACUCCCGUCCCCGCGUCACCUGCAGCUGAACCAGCCCCCGAGCCUACAAUUUCAGUGAUCGCUCCUGGUGCCGUGCCACCUAGCGCUCCUGCUAGCCCCGUUCCUCAGGAUACCCUCCCUGCGACUAUGGCGCCGAUAGUCAUCGCGCCAACUCCGAGUACGAUCAAAGCCGCUGAGCAGCUGCCCUUCAACGGGACGUCAUCGCUACCAUCACCGACUGCUUCGUCCGCCGGCUCCUUUGCUCAGAGCAGUGCGGCUGGUAUCCAGCAAGCACUCACUACUCCCGCCACCACCGUUGCAAGCUCACUCAGGUCCUCUACGCCUCAAGCGAGCGGUACGAAUACACCGGAUCUUGUUAGGAAGCCUACUACCCACCCUUCGGAGUGGACCGUUGAUGAGGUUGUAGAAUGGUUGAAGUCGAAGGGCUUCGACCAGGGCGUGUGCGAUCAGUUCAUCGAGCAAGAGAUUACCGGCGACGUCCUCCUUGAGCUCGACGCCAACGUCCUCAAGUCCGAAAUUGGCAUCGCCGCCUUCGGUAAGCGAGUCCGCAUCAUCAAUGCCAUCGCCGAGCUGCGUCGCCCGCCCUCGAUCGACGAGGCCGAACCCCAGCCCGCAGGGUCGAUGCCCACCCCUCGGUCGCUGACGCACUCGUUCAACUACCCCGGCUCGCACCACUCACACCCGUCGCACUCGCACUCGCACUCGAUCCAGAGCUCCGCGCAACAUAGCUUCAACAGCUCGCCGUUCGGGCCGCCGUCUCCUGGGGUGGUCAGUACGAACGGGAAUGGACAAGUGGUUGGUGUGGCGCUGGCGUCGGUGAUGAGUGCGGAAAGCCCGCCACAUACAGGUGACUUGCCCGGGUCUCCCCCCACAAUGCGGAGCGGGUGGAGGGCGUCCGACCCAGGUUCGAUACACGGUAGUAUGAUCAACUUGGACGAGGAGACACGUGGGAGGUCUCCUGUCGGGCUUGGGUUCGGGCUGCCGAGCAAGGCUCCGAAGGGUCGCCCGGCACAGCUCCUGUUGUCGCCUAGCGAUGGUGCGCUAGGCGAGACGGCUGCUGCUAGGCAGGACAAGGCGAGGGGAGGCUCCAUCAAGGAUGAGCGUGCUGUCAUGAGCGAGACAGAGAGCGUGGCAAAGGAUUCGAAGAGCAGGCGUCGCUUGUUUGGUCGCUCUGUAGACUCCGGAUCCUUCAACGAGAAGGAUGCCGAGAGCACACGCUCUGCGGGCACUCCGGUCAGCUCGCCACCUCCAUCAGCCUCGCCUAUUGAUGAGACCAUCCCUAUCCGACGGAGAAGCAAGGGUAGCAGGAGCGUCGAUGACAAGAAGCCAGACCGACUCAGUUUGUUCGGAGCUUCGUUCACCGGUACCCUUGGGAAACACAGAAAGCCUGCUCCCAGGCUCUCCAACAUCGGAGAGAAGCCAGACGGCGAGAAACAUUCCGUUACACCGUUCUCUAGACUGCGGGAGAAGCGUUCCUCAAGUCGUCCCGGCACCGCUGACGGUACGAUGCAACGCCCGGAGAAGAAAGCUUCUAAGGACGAACACGAAAAGGGCCUGGAUAAAGAUAAGAAGGAGAGGGACCGCACGGUGUCGAUGUCGCCGCCGUCCAAAGAGCGCGACCCGGCGCUCCUGCGCAAGCGGACUACAUCGAGCGCUAGUUCGCCUCGAGGCAAUGCAAUCGCAGCCGUAGCGUCAGCUGCUGGAGGCCCGAAUCUCAAGGCUGGUCAGAGCAUCCUCGAGCAAAUCGGCACGCCCGAUCACAACGGCUGGAUGCGUAAGAAGGGCGACCGGUACAACGCCUGGAAGCUGCGGUAUUUUAUUCUUAAAGGCCCGCACUUGUAUUGGCUACGGAGCAACAACAAAUCGGAGACCAAGAUCAAGGGUUAUCUCAACAUCGUGGGCUACAAGGUCCUCGCGGAUGAGAAUGUGGACCCGGGACGAUACGGCUUCCGGAUCGUGCACGACACCGAGAAGUCACACUUCUUCAGCUCGGAUGAGCAGCUUGUCGUCCGCGAAUGGAUGAAGGCGCUUAUGAAGGCAACCAUCACGCGGGAUUACACGAACCCUGUAAUGUCCUCAUGCAAUAUUCCCACCAUCCCCCUUACCGUCGCCCAAGCGAUGAAUCCCGCUCCUAGGCCACCCUCCCCAAGCGCACGGGAUGCCACGCAGAGGGCACUACGCAGAGAGAAUCCCAAUCAGCUGUCGAGCCGUGACGCUCAAGUGCUCCUCAUGGGCAUGCCAAACAAGAAUCAGAACGAGCGCGCAAGGCUCGAGUCGUUCUUCACCAACGACACGGUCUCGACCAAUGAGCCCGAGUCUCCCGUCACGCAGAAGGCCAUGCCUCCUAAGAACACCGCGCCACCGCGCCCGUCACGAGAAGCGCGUCGCGCGAGCAUUGCGACUUUGGGGCAAGGGCCCAGUGAUUAUGACAUUCCAGUCGACGCUAGUCUGAUCGAGUGGGCGAACUCCCACCUUCCAAGCAACCUGCAGAUCAAGGACCCAGCCGGGCCGUUAUGCGGCGGGCUCGCGCUUCUCCGCCUGGCUGAGGACAUCAAGGGCAAACCCUCGUCGCCUCCGGUCCCGGAUUCGGCCUUCCCUACCAGCCCGUAUGACGACAAGCUCGAUGGGCUCUUCCGACUGUUCGAUUAUCUCCUCGACAACGACGUUAAGAUGGGCUCGGUGAGUAUCAACGACAUCCGGCAGGGAAAGCGCGAGAAGAUCAUCCAGCUCCUCCGGGCGCUCAAGGCUUGGGAGGAUAGGCGAAAGGCGAUCGCGCAGUCGAUAGGGAAGGCCCCGGUCGUCGCAGGUCCGUUCAUGGGCAUGUCAGGGCCACUUGGUUUCAAUCAGUUAUCGAUGGUAUGAUCAUCGCUUGGUUUCCGCACAUUAGGAGGAAGAGGGGUUGCGCGGUUGGAUAUCUUCUGUAUAUAGAUUCGUCAUCCGGUCGGACUAUCUCUAGGCUCUCUAGCAUACGUUCCUUACUAGCAUUUGCAUCUCUCUCGUCCAUUCCAUAAUCGAAAGAAUACUCAUGUAGCAUCCUCUCGCAUAUAUGAAAUUUUCGGUUUGGUUAGUCAC